This is a messenger RNA of Adineta steineri, 348 nucleotides long. The record is from the annotation of a GenBank genome assembly. Lineage: Eukaryota; Metazoa; Rotifera; Eurotatoria; Adinetida; Adinetidae.
AUGACAACAACAAUUGAAAAUUUACAUAACAACAAACGAAAAUUUAUUUCAGAUAAUGAGAUAGAAACAAGUUGUAAUCCAAAAAAAAUCAAAUCAGAACAAACAUCAACAUCAAUUGUUGAUGUUAAUGAUUCUGAUGAGAUGAUGAUAUGUGAAAGUUUCACAUCCAAAGAAAAUGAUACUAAUAAAACAGAUGAUAUAACAAAUAAAUCACAAAGUAUGAUUAUUCCGAAACAUUGCGAUGGUAUAUGCAAUGCUGAUGGAAGUCCGACAUCGUUAAUAAUUCGAUGCUAUUGUGAUCCGUAUCGAUUAAAUUCAUUGAUUCCAUACAAUUCGGAUAUUUAUUAG